UGGCGGCGGGCGGCGAUGGGCACGGCGGCCGUGCACCUCCUGCUGCUGCUGGGGCUGCUGCACGCCGGGCCCGGCGGCGAGGGCAGGAAGGGCUGGCGGCGGCGGGGCCCGGCGGCCCGCGAGCGCGGCGAGGCGGCGGCGGCGGCCGAGAGCUUCCCGCUGGACUUCACCGCCGUGGAGGGCAACAUGGACAGUUUCAUGGCGCAGGUCAAGAGCCUGGCGCAGUCGCUGUACCCCUGCUCGGCCCAGGCGCUGCCGCACGACCUGCGCCUGCACCUCCUGCACAACGCCUCGGUCACCUGCAACGACGGCAGCCCGGCCGGCUACUACCUCAAGGAGUCCAAGGGCAGCCGGCGGUGGCUGCUGUUCCUGGAAGGAGGGUGGUACUGCUUCAACAAGGAAAACUGCGACACCCGCUACGAGACCAUGCGGAGGCUCAUGAGCUCCCGGGAGUGGCCGUCGACCCGAGUGGGAACUGGGAUCCUGUCAUCGCAGCCGGAAGAAAAUCCCCACUGGUGGAACGCAAACAUGGUAUUCAUCCCUUAUUGCUCAAGUGAUGUUUGGAGCGGUGCCUCUUCCAAGUCUGAGAAAAAUGAAUAUGCCUUCAUGGGAGCACUGAUUAUUCAGGAAGUUAUAAAGGAGCUGGUGGGAAAAGGUCUUAGCACUGCAAAAGUGUUGCUGCUAGCAGGGAGCAGUGCUGGAGGGACAGGAGUGCUCUUGAAUGUGGAUCGAGUGGCAGAGCAGCUGGAGGAGAUGGGUUAUCAAGGGAUUCAGGUUCGAGGCUUGGCCGACUCCGGAUGGUUCCUGGAUAACAAACAGUAUCGCAGAACCGACUGCAUCGAUACCAUAACGUGUGCUCCAACAGAAGCCAUCAGGAGAGGAAUAAGGUACUGGAAUGGUAUUGUUCCUGAACGCUGUAAGCUGCAGUUCAAAGAGGGAGAGGAAUGGAACUGCUUUUUUGGAUAUAAGAUUUACCCCACUCUUCGGUGCCCAGUCUUUGUGGUACAGUGGCUCUUUGAUGAAGCCCAGCUUACUGUAGACAAUGUACACCUCACUGGCCAGCCUGUUCAGGAAGGGCAGUGGCUCUACAUCCAGAAUUUGGGUAGAGAGCUGAGAAACACCUUGAAGGACGUGACUGCUAGCUUUGCUCCUGCCUGUCUGUCCCAUGAGAUCAUUACACGCAAUCACUGGACAGACAUCCAGGUGAAGGGGACAUCACUACCCCGUGCCCUGCACUGUUGGGAUCGAAGCCUCCAUGAGAGCAACAAAAAUGGCAAAGCCCCUCUGAAGGGCUGCCCAAUCCAUCUGAUUGACAGCUGUCCAUGGCCUCACUGCAACCCCUCAUGCCCCACUAUCAGGGACCAGUUCACAGGGCAGGAGAUGAAUGUGAUCCAGUUCCUCAUGCACAUGGGUUUUGAUGUUCAGAAGAUGGCACAGCAACAGGGCCUGGAGCCCAGUAAACUUCUGGGGAUGCUCAGCAGUGGUAACUAGGAAGGGGUCCUCAGCAGGCCAGAGAGAUUAGAUCAGGAGGAGACUGUAAGCCCUUCUCCCACACUUUCUAAUCUUCCUUACGCUCAUGCAGGCAGAUGCACGCUCACACCCACGCAUGCUCCAACCUGUACACCCACGUGUUCCUGCACUCUUGCACACUUAGGAUGUGUCAAGAAAAGAAAAAAAGACAAUUUCUGGCUUAGAAUAUUUGACUGGAACUCGUUACCUCCAGGGCUCAGUGUUGGCCAUUCACAUCCUCGUCCCGUGUUACACAAGGCAGUUUGAUACAGGGAGUAGCAAAGCCAUAAACAGCAGCAGUGAGAACUUCCCCCAGAUCUAGGACUUCUUUCGUUGCCAUGAAUUUUGCAUCAUAGACUUGAUACAAGUGGUGAAAAAAGCAAGCACUGGAUUUCUUUUGUCCAACCAGAAGUGAAGGAGUGAUUACAUGACUUCCUGGAGGUCAGCAUCUCGCGAUGAGGCGUAACACACAAACCCAGGACACGUGCUAGGGAUGGACACUCUUGUACUCAGUUUACUUUCGUAUUAUUUUAUAAAAUGACUUUUUUAUUACUUUUUUUUUAAACUAAGCAAGAAAUAUAAAUGAUAUUGUUUUGUAACAUAUUUUUUUCUAAAUAACGAGGAAACCUCUUGCUACGUGGGCAACGUGGACAUAUUUAUUUUAAUAUGUAAAGCGCUAUUUAUAAGGGCUGACCAGAGAACCAUACCUAUGUCUUUGUAAAGUUGUAUAUGCUGCUCAUUUGGAUGGGUUAUCCUUACAAUCACUUGUGCCUGGGAGGGGCCUGAGGGUAGUAUUGACAUUUUACAUUAAGUAGACUUCUGUGUUCCCCUUGCAGCAUGCUUUGUCAUUGUUUCUCUGAUGAAGAGGUUGUAAUAUGAGAUCUGAGUACAGAGAUUUUCACCCAACAUCUGAUGUUUGCAAUACUUGCACAGCAUUUUUGGCUUGACUCUGGUUUGCCAGGUAUGCCAGGGCAUUACAUUGUAAGAAGCAGGGAGAUUUGGUUUUGCAGCAAAGGCCUCUAUUCUAGUGAGAGAAAUAUUUGAUCGGACCACCUGGCCUGUUUUGAAAUGGGGAGCAUUUGGAACAUGAAAGGCAGAGAUUGCAAGACAAGCACCAACAUAUUCAUAUUCUUCUAGUCAUUUGCAAACACACCCACCUCAGAACACUGAGAAUCCCCUUUGAUGGUGACGGGAGGAGAGCAAGGGAGGAACCAGGAAUGUUUGACUGAAGCUGGAGAGGGUGAGGGACUGUUCAUUAGAGGGGAGAGCACACUGGCAGUUGCAGAAAAGCCUUUUUACUGUGUCACACUGCACCUGGUGUAGAUGAACCUGCACAAGGAGCAAGAUGCACAUCCAUCCUGCACGAGUUCCUGGUGCCAUUUUGCAUCUGCUCACUGUUGUGCAAUGUUGUUGUUACACAACAAGUGAGCCACAGAAAAUGGGCCUAAUUUAAGAAAAAAUCCGUGCACUUUCAAGAUGGUAGUGCUGUUUGUAAAGUCCAUUGUCUUAGGUGUAUAAACCCCAAAAUUAACAAAGCCACAGCCCUUCAGUUUGUUUUUAUGGACUGAAGCAAACGGCUGGGCAGUACCACACAGGAAAUCCUGAGCCAUCCUACUCUGCCAGGUAGGCUGAGUACACAUUUAAAAGUAGCUAAAGAGAAAAUCAAUGGUGCUCCCAGCAGAACUGUAAGCAGCGUUUCCCCAUGAUCAGUCUAGGGGUUACUGAUAUCCUUUAUGUUUUAAUGACUUGGGUAUAAAUUAAAAUUGUUCUGAUCACAUUUUUCAUGCCACUAAGCUGAGAGGAUUCUUCAGUACAGACAACACUUGGAGAAGUACAUAGGAAGGUGGGAUUGAUUCCUUUGAGGGAUGGAGUCACAUGGAGUCAGUCAAAGUGCUGAUACUUGAGCAGUAGCCAGAAUUUCUGCUGUGCACCACUCAUCAGUUGGGAGCUCCAGGGGCAACUACUGUGCGUCUCAGUUGUUUGCAGGAUGAUUACACACAAAGUCAAUGUGCCUGUAGAUUCAGCAAGUGCGUUGGGCUGUGUCCAGCAGUGUAAUUCCAUUAGGAAAUGGUGAGGUAUAAAUAACAUUGUUGAAUUCUGGAAUACUUUUUGCAGAGCUGCUUACCUGGAUGUCUGAAACGUUAAUUUAAAGGUCAAUUUCUAAAAGGCAAAGAAUGUUUGGAGGGAAUAUUUUCCUUUCAAGCACAGGAAAAAAUCCUUGGGAAUUGAGGAUCACUCUCUCAGCUCAGUGUGCCUCUGCAACAGGCCUUCAAAACGUGGAACAGAGAGAAGUCUCAGAAAUAUUUUUAAAGGGGAACUUGGAUAAUUUAUUAGAAAAAUUAUACAAUGUGGUUGCAAGUCAUAGCUGGAAACUGGAAUCUGUAACCCAAAAUGUCAUUGCCAGCUCUAUACUUCUUGUACUUGUGCAAUAAAUACAGUUUUCCCAAGCCUUUGUUAAA
This is a messenger RNA of Colius striatus (speckled mousebird), 3968 nucleotides long. RefSeq names its product notum, palmitoleoyl-protein carboxylesterase (gene NOTUM). Gene Ontology annotation, molecular function: hydrolase activity. The coding region runs from base 16 to 1491 and encodes 491 amino acids. The record is from RefSeq and is a predicted model, not a curated record. NCBI's taxonomy places the organism in Eukaryota, Metazoa, Chordata, Aves, Coliiformes, Coliidae. The transcript has 11 exons.